GCAGCCGCUCGCCGUCGCCGCCGUCGCCGCCGCCGCCCAGCGCGUCCCUAACCGCCGCCCGCCGCGCGCAGCCUCCGCCGCCCGCCCGGCCCUCAGCGAGCCGGUGGACGACCCCCGCCCGGUCUCCCGAAAGGCGGGCGCCCGGCCGGACCCUGAGCCUCGCCCUCUCGCGCUGCGGCCGCCCGCGCCUCCUCGGCCGCCUGUCCGGCAUGAAAACCAAGUUCUGCACCGGAGGCGAAGCGGAACCCUCGCCGCUCGGGCUGCUGCUGAGCUGCGGCGGCGGCAGCCCGGCCUCGGCGCCGGGCGUGGGGCAGCAGCGCGACGCCACGGGCGAGCUGGAGCCCAAGCCGCUGGGCGGCCGGCAGCCCCCGGCCGCGCUGCCCGCGGCCCCGCCGCCGCCGCCGCCGCCGGCCGCCGAGGAGCCGCCCGAGCCCCGCACGCGCCGCAGGGCCUACCUGUGGUGCAAGGAGUUCCUGCCCGGCGCCUGGCGCGGCCUUCGCGAGGACCAGUUCCACAUCGGUGUCAUCAGAGGUGGCCUCAGUAAUAUGCUGUUCCAGUGUUCCUUACCUGACACCGUAGCCAGCGUGGGUGACGAACCCCGGACCGUGCUCCUCCGGCUGUAUGGAGCCAUCCUACAGAUGGUAUUUUUGAUAAAGCUGUGGAAUGGAAAGAGGUCCUGUAAUAAAGAGGGAUCCGAACAAGCUCAAAAAGAAAAUGAAUUUCAAGGCACUGAGGCGAUGGUGCUGGAGAGCGUUAUGUUUGCCAUUCUUGCAGAGAGGUCACUUGGACCCAAACUCUAUGGCAUCUUCCCGCAAGGCCGGCUGGAGCAGUUCAUCCCGAGUCGGCGCUUAGAUACUGAAGAAUUAAAGUUGCCAGAUAUUUCUGCAGAAAUAGCUGAGAAAAUGGCUACAUUUCAUGGCAUGAAAAUGCCGUUCAAUAAGGAACCCAAAUGGCUUUUUGGAACAAUGGAAAAAUACCUAAAUCAAGUGCUGAGAAUUACAUUUACCGGGGAGUCCAGAGUGAAACAGCUGCAGAAGCUCCUCAGUUACAACCUGCCUCUGGAGCUGGAGAGCCUGAGGUCAUUGCUCGAAUCUACUGCAUCUCCAGUUGUAUUUUGUCACAACGAUUGUCAAGAAGGUAACAUCUUACUGCUGGACGGCCGAGAGAAUUCUGAAAAGCAGAGACUGAUGCUCAUUGACUUUGAAUACAGCAGCUAUAAUUACAGGGGAUUCGACAUUGGGAAUCAUUUCUGUGAAUGGAUGUACGAUUACACCUAUGAGAAAUACCCCUUUUUCAAAGCAAACUUCCAGAAGUAUCCUACUAGGAGGCAGCAGCUCCAUUUUAUUUCCAGUUACUUGACUACAUUCCAAAGUGAUUUUGAGAAGCUCAGUAGUGAAGAACAAUCCAUUAUUGAAGAGGAAAUGUUGCUUGAAGUCAACAGGUUUGCCCUCGCCUCCCAUUUCUUCUGGGGACUCUGGUCCAUUGUACAGGCUAAGAUUUCCUCCAUUGAAUUCGGGUACAUGGAGUAUGCACAAGCCAGGUUUGAUGCCUACUUCGACCAGAAGAGGAAGCUUGGGGUGUGAUGGGGAGGACUCCACCCCUCACCCCACUGGAUUGCGGGAGGCCGCCAGGACAGCCCCUCUGUACUGCAGCCCGGCACUGGGCACCGAGGCCUCAGACGUCUCGCCUACUGCGCACAGAUGUGUAUGAUACUAAAGACUGUACUAAGUGGAGUAACAUUUCUUCCCUAUCUCGUUUACGAUCUCACUAGGAAGCAGAAAUAUAGUGCAAUAUCUCAGACCCUUCUACCGGAGGGGGCGUUUUAUGUUCUGGGUUAAGGCUUGCAGCCUGACAGCCCCCAGCAAGUGAGCAGCGUCACCAAGGGUCCCUUGGUCGAUCCUGAUGCACAUGUCUCACGCUGGAGCGCAUGGCCCGGCCCUUCGUGUGUGGUGACACGCUGGAGACAGGCUGUCUCCACCCCAAGGACGGGAGCCAGCAGACACACUGUGAAGAGGCUCUGCCGGUGGGUGCGGCCAUGGGACUGCGGCCCAGCGCCCCCAAACAUGCUCGCCCUCCUCCGCCGCCUGGAGCUUGGGACUACCACCCGCGGCUUCUCAGGAUCUUGCCCAGGACAUCCUGACGUGCCGCUGCCGCUGGCCUUCCCCGCAAGGGGCCCGCUUCUGGCCUCGCGUCCUCUCCCUGCCCCUGGUGCCCCCGGAGACGGCCGCCUGGGGGCGCAGGCGUCCAGAACUGUGAAAUCCCCGCAUACUGAAUGUCCAGUGGGAACAUUGUUCUUUUUUCUACUCUAAACUCUUCAUUUUUUUCCUUUUGUGCAUAUAUUUCUGCUACCAGGGACUGUACUGUACAGAUAAAUAAAAAGUUAAAAUCCUC
Molecule: messenger RNA, 2391 nt
Organism: Perognathus longimembris pacificus (Pacific pocket mouse)
Lineage: Eukaryota; Metazoa; Chordata; Mammalia; Rodentia; Heteromyidae
Gene: Chka
Product: choline kinase alpha
Exons: 13
Coding region: 210-1583 (457 amino acids)
Biological process (GO): phosphatidylethanolamine biosynthetic process; CDP-choline pathway
Cellular component (GO): cytoplasm
Molecular function (GO): ethanolamine kinase activity; choline kinase activity
Source: RefSeq, a predicted model, not a curated record